This is a messenger RNA of Leptonychotes weddellii (Weddell seal), 2369 nucleotides long. NCBI's taxonomy places the organism in Eukaryota, Metazoa, Chordata, Mammalia, Carnivora, Phocidae. The record is from RefSeq and is a predicted model, not a curated record.
AAUUUCGAGUAGCGGUGGCGCGCUGGAGGCCAGUGGGUGCUGGAACCCCCACCGGCCUACCUAGGAGAGACCAUGGACUCCCUAGUCGAGCCUCGGUGGCCUCCAGGCCUGGCAGUCAUGAAGACAAUAGAUGAUUUGCUGCGGUGUGGAAUUUGCUUUGAAUAUUUCAACAUUGCAAUGAUGAUUCCUCAAUGUUCACAUAACUACUGUUCUCUCUGUAUAAGAAAAUUUUUGUCCUAUAAAACACAAUGUCCAACUUGUUGUGUGACCUUCAUGGAAAACAGUAGGAAAUUUGAUGUUAGAGUUUCUGAAGCAUUUCAAGUAGGCAAAAAGACAGUCACAGAGCCGGACCUAAAAAAUAACCGCAUAUUAGAUGAACUGGUAAAAAGCUUGAAUUUUGCACGGAAUCAUCUGUUGCAGUUUGCCUUAGAGUCACCACCCAUAUCUCCUGCUUCUUCCUCUUCAAAGAACCUUGCUUCCAAAGUACACACUCCUGUAGCCUUCAGACGUUCUUUAAAGCAAGGAAGCAGGUUAAUGGAGAAUUUCUUGAUCAGAGAAACUGGUAGUUCCACAUCAGAGUUGUUGAUAAAAGAGAAUGAGAGUAAAUGCACCCCUCAGAAAGAGGUGAGCACUUCUUCAAAGACCAAAGAGACACCUAUAGAAAAGGCAGCUCCGUGUUCCUUAGAUGCUCAUGUUCCUGAGACACCCUCUACAUCAACUUUGAAACAGGUUACCAAAGUGGAUUGUCCUGUUUGCGGGGUUAAUAUUCCAGAAAAUCACAUUAAUAAGCACUUAGACAGCUGUUUAACACGUGAGGAGAAGAAGGAAAGCCUCAGAAGUUCUGUUCACAAAAGGAAGCCUCUGCCCAAAACUGUAUAUAACUUGCUCUCAGAUCGUGAUUUAAAGAAAAAGCUAAAACAGCAUGGAUUAUCUAUUCAAGGAAAUAAACAACAGCUCAUUAAAAGGCACCAAGAAUUUGUACACAUGUACAAUGCCCAGUGCGAUGCUUUGCAUCCUAAAUCAGCUGCUGAAAUAGUUCAAGAAAUUGAAAAUAUGGAGAAGACUAGGAUGCGUCUUGAAGCUAGUAAACUCAAUGAAAGCAUAAUGGUUUUUACAAAGGACCAAACAGAAAAGGAAAUAGAUGAAAUUCACAGUAAAUAUCGUAAAAAACAUCAGAAUGAAUUUCGGCUUCUGGUGGAUCAGGCCAAAAAAGGAUACAAGAAAACUGUUGAAAUGUCAAAAAAAAAAGUAACAAAAGAAGAAGAUGGAUCUACAGAAAAGCUAUUACCUGUAUGCGUGGAACAGGAAGAUAAAAAAAUGAAAUUCUCAGAUACUUCCCCCAUAACAAACCACUUCUCUCAGUCAAAACUGGAAUUCCCAGGGAGAAUGGAGUCUGAUAGACCAGAUGAUUCUUCCAGCUGUACUGAUAUUCAAGAAGAAGCUCGCUCUUCAUCAGAUUCAGACUCAUUCAAUAGUUCCAGUUCAGACAUCAUAAGAGAUCUUUUAGAAGAAGAGGAAGCCUGGGAAGCAUCACAUAGAAAUGAUCUUCAAGAUACAGAAAUGAGUCCAAGACAGAAUCGUCGAACAAGAUCAGCGGAGGGUGCUGAGAUUGAGCCGAGAAAUAAGCGGAAUAGGAAUUAGUGAGGGCUUUGCUGACUUUUCCAGUGUGGUGAUUGGAGUGUGGCACUUUGGGUUGCCACACAGACUUCAUAUUCAUAAAUGCCCAAGUGAAGGUGUUGACUUCUCAAUAUGAUGGUUAGCUGAUUUUCAUACUUUUUGCCUUUCUUGGGAAAAAUAAGUUCUGAAACAUCCUCACUUGGUCAAUUAUCCCCUAUCUCUAAAGCAUCUCUCUCUCAAAAUAUUGACAGCCACACGUCUGCCAACUUUGCAGAGUACACAGACGUCUUGACAAAGAGUUUUGUUUCUAAAUUUCAGGAUAUCCUUAAGACAUUCUCCUCUUCCAUGUAGAAACUAACUUGAGAAAAGGAUUCUUUUCAACCUCUCUGUCACAAGGAGCACCUGAGGAAUUAAGAGCCUUUGUAUUUCUGGAAAGGCAGGUUGUCAUAAAAUCACCUCUUUGGUGCGUGUCAGCCCCUGAUGCCCAGAUGCCAGCAUGCCUGUCACAAGCAGUUACGUGAUGGUCAUUGCCCGAGUUUAAUGUAGUCAUUUGUCACUUGGAGUAGGAUGUUUGUAUCGAAACUAAAAGUCACAAACACUAACUUUGAAACAUUGGCAUAUUCUUUGGAAAUGGCACUUCAAAAUGAUAUUAGUCUUUUUUUUUUUUUUUCACUUGGGUAAAUCAAAUCUUUACCACUCUGACUCCCAGCUAUUAAACAAAGAGUAUGCAAUAAAUGAAUUUUGUAAAUGAA